Molecule: messenger RNA, 1654 nt
Organism: Lonchura striata (white-rumped munia)
Lineage: Eukaryota; Metazoa; Chordata; Aves; Passeriformes; Estrildidae
Gene: TNFRSF25
Product: TNF receptor superfamily member 25
Biological process (GO): signal transduction
Cellular component (GO): plasma membrane
Molecular function (GO): protein binding
Source: RefSeq, a predicted model, not a curated record
AUGAGCUGGUGUGAGGGCUGUCCCCACGGGUGCAAGGCUCCUGGAGCAGCAACCCGUCUGCCUGCAGCCCUGCUCUCUCCCUGCUUGCAGGUGACCUUGGCAGCGCUGUGGCUGGCAGCCAGCGAAUUGCAGCCCCCAGGGUGGCGGGACCGCACCGUGCUGCGAAGGCAGCGGGUCCUGGUGCAGCCAAUCCUCCGCCUGCGGAGACAUACCGACAGACGCCCGUGCCCUGACGGCAUGAACUGGGUCGAGACCACUCGCCAGUGCUGCUCUCAGUGUCCCGCAGGGACAUUCAUGUCCGAGCCCUGCACAAGCCUGAAGGAACGAGUGUGCCAGCCCUGUGCCGCCGGCACCUUCCGCACCCAGCCCAACACCCUCAGGGAGUGCCAGGCUUGCUACGAGUGUGACCGACAAGCUUUCCAGAGUGUGCUGGCCAACUGCUCGGCCACCAGCAACAUCGCCUGUGGCUGUGAGCCCGGCCGAUUCCGUGUCUGCCUUGACAAGCAGUGCAGCGAAUUCUCUUGCCAGAAAUGCCAGUCCUGCACUGGACGCCUCAUCCUGCGACCCUGCUUGGAGGCACAGGACACACUUUGCGACAGCAGCUGCAAGCCUGACUACUACAAAGAAGGUGACGAAUGCCGGCCAUGUCAUAUGAGCACCCAGGACACAUGUGGCAAAGAGUGCCAGCAAGUGUGUAGCAGCAACAACAACCAAGGCUCAGGUCUGGAGUACAUCCUGCUGGGACUCACUGGGCCUCUCUUCCUGGGUGCCCUUGCCAUCUACCACAAGAGGAAGAGGCUCUGGCAUGAUGUCCUGGCAGGUGGUCCCCGCCCCACAGCACAGGCAGCCACCUCAGUGGCCGGGGCUGCAGGCACACCAUGGUGCCAGUUCAAUGCCCAGAGGUGGGACAACCUGUGCUGGACCCAGCCAUGGUCCCCACAGGGGACAGAGCGUGCCACUGGCACAGCAAAGCAGAGCCCCAAACACCCCCUGCUGCCUGAGCCACCCAGUGACGAAGGGGAGCCCUCUGCACCCCUGGAGCCCCGCGGUGCCUUGCUGCAGGGCAGCCAACUCUAUGCUGUCAUCGAUGUGGUGCCAGUACGGCGUUGGAAGGAGUUCAUGCGGAUGCUGGAGCUGCGGGAGGCAGAGAUUGAGCUGGUAGAGCUGGAGGUGGCCCACAUCCGCGACCAGCAGUAUGAGAUGCUGAAGCGCUGGUGCCAGCAGACCAGUGCCACACUGGACCACGUCUUUGCCGCCCUGGAGCGCAUGGAGCUGGCCGGCUGUGCUGAGGCACUGCGCCAGAGUCUGCCCCUGGGACCCUGAUCCCCAGCGUCAGCACCCUGGCACAGGGAGGUCCCGACACCUCCACAUCUCACUGGGCACCUCAUCCCAGCCAUACCCCUAAGUAUUGUUACUUAUGCCGUGUAGACAUUUUAUGUCAGUUUUAUGUCCCCUUCCCACCUGCCUGUUCCUUCUAUUUAUGUCCUCCUGCUCCCAGGGCCAGGGAGGACCCCAUGCCCCAGCACGUUGGCUGCCCAGCCACUCGCGGGACGAGCAGGCACCGAGCCCACCGCGAACCCAUGGGAUAGUUCUCAAGGCUGCCCGCUGCCGGGCGCUCCUUCCCCCUCCCCAAUAAAAUGGUGUGUUCUCCAUC